Molecule: messenger RNA, 2891 nt
Organism: Bactrocera dorsalis (oriental fruit fly)
Lineage: Eukaryota; Metazoa; Arthropoda; Insecta; Diptera; Tephritidae
Exons: 2
Coding region: 489-1730 (413 amino acids)
Source: RefSeq, a predicted model, not a curated record
UGUAGAGUGGAAUGUAAGGCAGGUCGCCUCCACGCGGUGCAUUCUGGGUAACGCUAAAUGACCUGUGGCCUUCACGGCCUUUUAGACUACUACAGAUAUUUGACCUUGCAAUGACAUGGACUUUGAACAAAAUUACUGUUAUUGGAUUUGGUUGAAUCCUGGGCUGGUGGCCGAGGUAUUCCGUCACCUCAGUAUGUAGGGGUGACACCCUACAGAAAUGGCUGGCGGGCUAAUGCUGAGGCUGCCCCCGUCCCGUUAAAACCCUGGCAGGCCUCAGAGUACGUUCCUCUCCCGUCAUCAUUAAGUUGGUGUGGUAGGUGCAGGUUGAGACGACUCCCUCUUUACGCUGGUCGGCUCUGAACGCAUAGCUUCAUAAGGGCGUGCGUCAACCCUCGCCUUGGCCUCGUAAUUGAGAUAACCUUGGGACUAUUAAAAGCGACUACUUAUCCGGGAGAAGGAUAGCGGCUCUGAGUGGGGACCCAUGAAACAUGAAUACUAAAAACUCAAAACAAAUAAACGAAGGGAAAGGUAGGUGGGGACCUGCCUAUUCAGAAUUGGAUAAUGUACCAGGAUGGCUGUCAUUACCUAUGCGAACGGAACCGUUCUACGCAAGAGCUAAUGCAAAUAUUUCCACAGAAACGUGGCUUCUUCCUACAAGAGGCGGUAAUUCAGUGGAAGGAAAGUGGUGUUUACCCACAAGUAAUACAAGUAAGUGUGCCGUGCGAGACGAAAUGGCCAGCAGUAGCAGAGGAACCUCUGCUCCAAUUAGUAGUGGCUCGAGAACCUCAGCAAGCGCUAAGGGCCGUGGUAAGAAACAGAUGUCAGAACGUAGAAAACUGAAAUCGGAUCGUCGCAUGGCAACCAAGAUUUUACAGCGCUAUGGCGGCAAAAACACUGAGCAAGAAUCUGAGCAGCAUGCUAGCACUCUUGAGUGGGCUAAACGGGUGCUGAGCGGUAGAGAAAUUAAGCGAGCAGGAUCGAGAGAGGCCCAAUCUGCGCGUAAACGGCAUAGGUCGCACGAGGAGGAAGCCUCCAUCAGUAAAAACGCACGGACAGGACCGGUACAUACGAUCAAUGAUAACGCAAAACACAUCGGUCCAAUAGAACUUGGUGUCUUUGACCGCAGCAGAGAAGAUGGAGCUAUUUCCCGAGAGGAGUGGAAGCGAGUAGCGGCGGCUAUAUCCGCGGUUUUUAUGAAAGUGGUCAGGGGAAGUCCUGGACCACCUCCAACGUGCGAAAGUGCCGGUUGGCAUUGUGGACUGCAUAAACUAAUUAGAUGUGCCGACGAACGGUCGGCAUUCAUUUAUAAGGAAGCAGUAGCCAGAGUAGGCGAAGUUUGGAAGGGAGCAAGACUCGCGGCGGUUCCUAAAGAGGAUCUUCCACUUCGCCCACGAGCUCGUGUCUGGCUCCCAGCUGAACCUUCUAGUUCUGAAGAAAUUGAGGAGAUUUUGCGUUAUUGCAAUCCUUCACUACCCACCCACGACUGGAGGGUCAUCAGGUUAGAUUAUACUCAGAAACCGUAUCGGCAAGUGCUGUUGCUCCUAAACAAGGAAUCACUCGGUGCUCUUAACCUCACAAAAGGAGUCGUUAACUAUGGUUUCGAAAAAGUUGCUCUUGAAAUUAUACCUUGGGACGACAGGGAGGAUGACCUGCAAACUUCAAGUACUAGUACUGAAUUCGUCUUUGGUGCGAAUCUCUCACUUCUGGAGGAUAAAAAUCCUUCAGAUUAACCCUAUGCACACAUAGGCGGUCUCCGCCAAAUUCUUGCUUCGUCUCGAAAGAGACGAUGCCGAUGUUGUCCUAAUUAGGGACAAAUAACCAUAGGUCGCUGGCGGUCAAAAAUAUAAAUAUAAUUUGAGCUUGGUUUUGGGUCAGAAUUGAACCAAAAGUCGACACCACUAGCCUACAUUCCGCCUGACGACGAUCUCCAGUUUUGCAAUUUCGGAUGCGAACUUGAGCUGCUGAGACCAGGACGAAGACAUACAUAAAUGCUAGCGAGGAAGCUGGUGAGAGGAAAUGGUAAAAUUUGCAUGAACAGUUAAAAAAAUUGUAAUCCAAAUUGAAAGCGGGCUCCACAAGACCAAUCAGCAAUAUAUGGUGGAGAGCGGAAGUAUUUCAAAAACCUGUUUUUUUAUUAGAUAUAUAAUGCUUCCUAAAGGAAUAGAUUGAAAUUUUGGCGGUGGUGAUGGAGGCUUUAACUACUGCAACUACUGUAGUAAUCGGAAAAAUACUACAUCCGCUGAGUCAAUUAUUUAAGUUUGAAAUGCCGAAGUAAACGCCACCGGACCAUGUUUCGUAUACGUAAAAUUGACAUUGAGCUUUCGCCAGAUGCUGAAAAUAAAUUGUUUUGAGGUCUCUGCUUCCAUUCAUCGAGAGUUUGGUUACCGAUUCGACAUCUUCGAGGACUAAAUUUCAACACAUAUGUUUACAGGAAAUGAUAUCCAAGAAGGUCAAGGAAUUUCCGGAAGCAUGACUUCUGAUUUUUCUGACUUCCCGCUACCUGAUUCACAUAUACAUAUGUAUUUAAUGCUGAUUAGCAAACGGUUCAUGUAAAAUUAGUGUAGACCUAGAUCUCAAGGCACAAUUAAAAAUUUAAAUACAUAAUUACAAAAAUUUAAAAUAUCUUACUUAUUAAAACAACAACAUCAUAAACAGUAGAGAGUUUGAAAGUUUGUAUCACAUAUAAUGUACACAGGUUAUACAACGAGCCAAAAAAAAACUUAAAAAUCGCAUAUGCGGGAAAUGACCGACGGAUUAUUCUGAACAACUUUACCCAAGAGACAAUGGGUCUAAAACCGAUUUCGACACAGCGAUUUUAAGGCUAAGCAUUCUAGGGAUCACAAAAAUAUCUUGUUAGUUUUUCAGAUAUCCGAAUAAAAUAUACAUACAUU